This is a messenger RNA of Pedinophyceae sp. YPF-701, 3648 nucleotides long. Lineage: Eukaryota; Viridiplantae; Chlorophyta; Pedinophyceae. The record is from the annotation of a GenBank genome assembly.
AUGCCCGCGCCCGUGAAGGGUCCGGCGUUCGCGCCUGGCGACGGCCCCGUCCUUCAGCAAUACAAGGACCUGGCGCGGCCGCACGUGGACUCCUUCGACUGGCUCAUCGACACGGGUCUGCCGCUGUUGGUGCAAUCGGUCGAGCCGAUCGAGAUCACGAACCCUCACACGGAGCUCACGACGCGCGUGUGGUUCGAGAAUCCGUCCGUGCAAAAGCCUACGUUCGAUGGCAGGAGAAAGGAGAACCGAAUGUUCCCGCGCGACUGCCGCGAGGCCGGAACGACCUACCGCGGCGCGCUCAACGUCGACGUCUGCUUCCAGACAGGCCAGGACCCCGUCGAGCGCGUCCAAAAGCGUCUCGGACACAUCCCGAUCAUGGUCGGGUCGCGCCUGUGCCACCUCCGCGCAAUGAGCCGUUCGGAGCUGGUGCGGCGCGGGGAGGAGGCUAACGACUUCGGGGGCUACUUCGUCUGCAACGGCAACGAGCGCGUCAUCCGCAUGCUCAUCCAGCAGAAACGCCACUUCGUGAUGGCGCUCAAGCGCGGCGCGUACCAGAAGCGAGGGCCCCUGUACACGGACAUGGCGACGCUGGUCCGCUGCGUGCGGCCCGACGCGUCCUCGCACACCGUCCGCUGCCACUACCUCAAGGAUGGCUCAGUCAUGUUCGCGUUCGGCAUCAACCGCGCGGAGUACUUCAUCCCCGCGGGCGUCCUCAUGAAGGCGUUCCUCGACGUCACGGACAAGGAGAUUUUCGACGCGAUCGUCUGCGCGGCGCCGGCGGAGUCGGCACACGCCAACUUCCUGGCCGAGCGCGCCAUCAUCCUGCUGCAGACGGCCGGCCGCACGGGCCUCCGGCGGCGCGCGCAGUGCCUCGAGCACCUCGGCGCGCACUUCCGCGUCGCGCUGGACCUCCCCGCGCACCUGUCGGACGCGGCGGCGGGCGCGGAGCUGCUGCGGCGGUGCGUGUUCGUGCACCUGUCGUCCGACCACGACAAGAUCGCGCUGCUCGUGUCGAUGCUGCACAAGCUGUACGCGCUCGCGGACCGGCGGUGCUGCGAGGACAACGCCGACGCGUUGUGCUACCAGGAGGUCCUGACGCCCGGGCAGCUGCUGGCGAAGGCGGUGCGAGAGCGGCUCGAGGAGGCGCUGCUGGGCGCGCGCACGACGGCGAACCGCGAGAUGGGCGUGGGGCCGGGCGCGAAGAAGACGGACGGGCGGAGUUUUGACCUGACGCAGGAGGGGGUCCGCCGGCGGCUCGCGGACCGCAUGCCGGACGUGGGGAAGAAGGUCGAGUACCUCCUGAACACGGGGAACCUCGUCUCGCGGUCCGGGCUCGACCUCCAGCAGGCCACGGGCUUCACGAUCGUCGCAGAGAAAUUGAACUUCUUUCGGUAUUUGUCGCACUUCCGGUCGGUGCACCGCGGCGCGUACUUCGCGGAGAUCCGCACGACGACCGUGCGGAAGCUGCUCCCGGAGUCGUGGGGCUUCAUGUGCCCCGUGCACACGCCCGACGGCGCGCCAUGCGGACUUCUCAUGCACCUCGCCGCGCUCUGCCAGGUCUCGACGGCGGACCUCCCGGACGAGGCGACGGUCCACGCGACGAUCGUCACGUUCCUCUCCGCGCACGGCAUGGUGCCGGCGACCCCGGGGUCCCUCUCGAUGCCGCCCGCGUCGGAGUACACCCCAGUCAUCGUCGACGGGUGCUGCGUCGGCGCCGUCGCCGCGUCGCGCGCCCCGGCGGUCGAGGCCGCCCUGCGCGCGGCCAAGAUCCAGAGCGACGUCACGGGCGUCCCCGCGGACCUCGAGGUCGCGCACAUCCCCUUUGAGCGCGGCGGGAGGUACCCGGGGAUGUUUUUGUUCACCCAGUCUUCCCGGUUCAUCCGCCCGGUCCUGCAGCUCCCGCCCGCGCGGCGCGGCGCCACGCUCUCGCCCGUGCUCCCCGCGGACGGCUCCCCGCCAAUCGAGAUGAUCGGAGGGCUCGAGCAGCAGUGCCUCGCCAUCAAGUGCCCGGACGGACGGGGGGGGGGGUCUUUGUACAUGGAGUUCUCGCACGAGGAGCUCGGCCCGGGAACGAUGCUCUCGGUCGUCGCGAGCCUCACGCCGUUCUCGGACUACAACCAGUCGCCGCGCAACAUGUACCAGUGUCAGAUGGCAAAGCAGACGAUGGGGACGCCCGCGCAGGCCGUGGACCGCCGGCUGGACUCCAAGGUGUACCGGCUAAAUACGCCACAGACGCCGCUCGCGCGCACGCAGCUGUACGACCGCUUCUGCAUGGACGAGUACGCGAACGGCACGAACGCCGUCGUGGCGGUGCUGUCCUACACCGGCUACGACAUGGAGGACGCGAUGAUCCUCAACAAGAGCAGCGUGGAACGCGGCGCCUUCCACGGCACGAUGUACAAGUGCGAGCGCAUCGACCUCGAGGAAAAGGGCCCCAAGGGCUCCCGUGCGUUCCGCCCGGAGCGCGCCCCGCCGGGGAAGGUCCUCGGGGAGAAGCCGGCGUUCCGCGAGAACGCGUUCGGGCAGCGGUAUCCGCUCAACGUCCCCGUCGCGCCGGACUCGGCCGCCGCGCUCGACCUCGGCGCGGCCCCGGACCAGCCACUGCUGCACGCCGACCGGAUCGACGUCGACGGCCUCCCGCACGUCGGGGCGGUCGUGUGGCCGAGCGAGCGGUACUACAGCGUCGCGGACACAACAACGGGGCGCACGACGGGCGGCGCGACGUCGGGCGAGGAGAUCGCCGUCGUGGACCACGUCGCCGUCGUGGGGCCGGAGAGCGGCAGCGGCGGCCGCGGGGCGACGCGGGCCAACAUCCGGCUGCGGUACAACCGCAACCCCGUCAUCGGCGACAAGUUCGCGUCCCGCGCGGGCCAGAAGGGCGUCCUGUCGAUGCUCUGGCCCGACAUUGACAUGCCGUGGAUUGCCAGCUCAGGCAUCCGGCCGGACCUGAUCAUCAACCCGAACGCGUUCCCGUCGCGGAUGACGAUCGGGAUGCUGAUCGAGUCGAUGGCGUCGAAGGCGGCCGCGAUGUCGGGCGGGUUCGUCGACGCGACGCCCUUUCAAACCAGCACCGACGCGGCGUGGGACCCCGUGCGGGAGUUCGGCGACCAGCUCGAGGCGCACGGGUUCCAGCGGUACGGCGAGGAGCAGAUGGUCGGGGGCAUCACGGGGACGGACUUCAAGGUCGAGAUCUUCAUUGGCUGCGUGUACUACCAAAGGCUGAGGCAUAUGGUGUCGGACAAGUUCCAGGUGCGGUCGACGGGGCCGGUGAACCCGCUGACGAUGCAGCCGGUCAAGGGGCGGAAGGCCGGGGGCGGGAUCCGGCUCGGGGAGAUGGAGCGGGACUCGCUGAUUGCGCACGGGGCUGCGUACCUCCUGCACGACAGGCUGCAGCUGUGCUCGGACUGGUACGCGACGGACGUGUGCGCGAAGUGCGGGUCGAUCCUGUCGCCGACGCACGUGCCGACGCUGUCGGCGAUGGUCGGGAACCGCGCGGGCGGCGGGCAGCGGCGCGGGCCGAUUGUAUGUCGCCUGUGCAACGAGGGGGCACACAUCAAGAGGAUAGGCAUUCCGUUCGUGUUCCGGUACCUCGUGAACGAGAUGGCGGCGAUGAACAUCAAGCUCACGCUCAGGGUGACGGACAUGUGA